This is a messenger RNA of Seminavis robusta, 2556 nucleotides long. Lineage: Eukaryota; Bacillariophyta; Bacillariophyceae; Naviculales; Naviculaceae. The record is from the annotation of a GenBank genome assembly.
AUGAGCCUUGGCGGGAGAGAGGUUCCACAACAGGUUAAUCCUGAUGAGCAAACUUUCGUGUCUGGUCUCACGAUAACACAAGACCUGCAUGUAUUCGGACCAUCGUUGUAUCCCAGUUUGGAUAGAGAAGGUGGGCCGCAGGAACAAGGUACCCAGAAUCAAGACCACGUGACGAAUAAGCCAGUUACCAGCACAAGCUCUGGCCACGAGCGUGAAAGACCAACGGAAUUACAAGUUGGAGCGCCACAGGUCGAUGGUGAUCAUCGGACCUAUGGUCCAAAUGCCGAGAAGAAGAUGAAGGAUGAGAAACAAAAGAUCGCUGGAGUGAGCGUCGGGGUUGGCCUGCCAACACGACUUGACGUAUCGAAGCAGGGAAUGGGUGUCGACUCAAUGCCAGCCAAACAAGUCGCAAAAAUCACUGCUGCCGAUGUGGCCAGCGAGCACCACAUCCUGGCAAUGGCUUGUUCUUCUACAACGAAACGUACCAGCAUGAUAUCGCCAAGAAAGCUUGGCAUUGAGGAAAUCAAGAUUUCUGGAAUGGAUUCUAAACCAGCCGCCAAGACGAAGGCAACAGUUCAAGGUCUCGUCGCAGAAAGCCUUGAAGGGAUGGAAAAUACAUUGCAGGUCAAGGGGUUCUUGCACAGAGAGCGGAGUCUUGCCAUGCGGGGAGUUGUGGAGCAGGGAGGUGCGGCUAACGUCGAGUUGCUGCAAAACACGAGCCACUCUGUAGAGACCAAGGAUGGCAAGGUAGGAUUUGGAGUGACGGCAACGGACACCAUGGAGGCUACAGCAGUAAACAGCAACGGCCAAGUGAUAGCAAGGUUUGACCCAGCGGGCACACCUGGGGCGUACGCUGUUCAAAAAAAUCCAAGCACACAAGCAGACACAGUUGAAAAUUGCAAAAGGAAGCGCACUGUGGUUCACGAAAGAAACGCAACUGAGAGGGUUGGGCAAGCAGAAUCUCCAUUAAAGCGGGCCAUGAACGUGGCAGAAUCCACUCAUGUUUUCAAUCCACUCGAUGGAUUGAUGCCAAUACCACGGACCGCAGCAACAAAGUUGGAGCAAGCCAAUACCGUGCGUCCCGGAGCAUAUUCUGCCACACCAGGGAUAGAACUGCAGAGAGCCGCCACUCUGAACCGUUCACUAGUGGGAGCUCCGUCUUCAAGUGACUUCACAGUUGGCAGUGGAGAUGAUGAUGAUCACGAUCAUGAGCUCCCCUUUCCUUCAUCCAGCAUCACUAGAGGAACAAUCGAUGACUACGCUACUAGCUGUCAUGUGGAUAUGGAUGCAUUAGAAGUGCAUCAGGCGCCUGAUCCAGACCUGCAUGUAGAGGAGGCCGAGAUUGUCCCUGAAUCUACUGAUGUUGAUUUACACGAGCAGACACCAGGACUACAAGAAGAAGCAAUCAUGGGGAAAAUCAUGACAGAGCCCCAAACGCCAAACCACAACAUUCCCUACCUUGUCCUUCUCAUUGGGGUGGUUUUAGGUGCUGCCGUGGUCCUGUUGGUAGUGGUCUUACUGGGUAAUGGCAACAACCAAGCUACUCAAGAAUCAGGAAUGGUUCAAGAUGUGCCAAUGAAUGCAACUGCUCAUGGCAUAGACACUCUUGAACCCAUCAUUCUUCCACCCUUUCAAGAAGGCCUUCCUCAGAGAGUCUUGGACAGCCUCCAAGACCCCAACACACCUUUUUAUCGGGCAAACAGAUGGGUGAUCCGUGAUCCCUAUGUAGACACAUAUCCCCCUAUGAGACAAACGCAAAGAUUCUACAUGGCAAUGUACUACUAUGCAAUGGCUGGGGAGUAUUGGCUGAACAACGAAGGUUGGCUUGAUUAUGGUGUCCCAGAAUGUGACUGGUGGACCCAAAAGGAUCCAAAGUACAAUGAAUUUGACAACUUGAGUGCCUGUGAUGAAGAUGGCAACUUGGUCAAGUUCAACCUUGCUGGGAACAAUCUGACUGGGCUCUUUCCAGUUGUGAACAAGUUCAUUUCAACCAUUCGCACCUUCAAUAUGGAGGACAACUUCUUUUCAGGUGAUGUCCCUGCAUCUGCAGAAAUGCCAGAGCUGGAUGUCUUUAUCAUGGCAAAUAAUAAACUCGAUGGAAGACUUUUAGUGGAUGGAGGAUUUGUGACAUUCAAGCAGAGAAUCAUCAAGACUAAUGGAAACCAAUUGUUUGGACAGGCCGGACCCAUUUUCCAAUAUCUCCCUCUACUGGAGCAUUUGGACAGCACAAGCAACAGGUUUGAUGGGCCAAUUCUAGGCCUUGCGCAUGCAGCCAACUUGAAGCAGUUGAGGAAUGGUGACAACCUUUUCACUGGGGCCAUCCCAAGUGAGAUAGGUUUGCUCCAUGAGAAGCUAGAAGAAGUUGACUUUGGAGGAAAUCCAAUGUCUGGGGGGCUUCCUUCUGAGUUGGGUCUGCUGACAAAACUGACGAAAUUGAACAUCUCCCAUACAUCCUUUUCUGGCAAGAUACCACAAGGGUUGUGUGAGUUGGUUUUGGUUGGCCAAUUGGAACUUAUUGCAAACUGCAGCCAAGUGGAAUGUUGUAGUUUCAGAUGA